CAUGGCCGUAAACCUUUUUCAAACUUUUAAAACAAAACCUCCUUUUUAAACCCAAGAAAUAUAGGCCAGCAACGCCUCUUUCUCUUUGACAACUGAAAUAAACAGCAGCAAUAGGGAGGCCAAGAUCGUUUUCAGCAGCAAAAUCUCGGGUGCUAAAGUUAUCCCUUGAAGAAGUAGUAAAUUGAAAAUGGACAGAAGUGGCAAAAUGAGUAUGAGGACAAGCACGGGAGGAAGUAGCAGCAGCAAGGCAGUACCAAUAAUGCGGGAAUUUGUUAGGAUAGACAGUAGUGCCAGUGCCAGAAGCCAACAUGAUGUUAUCAAAUUCCGUCUUGUAUCAUACAACAUUUUGGCUCAGGUGUACAUCAAGAGGUCUCUGUUUCUGCAUUCUCCGUUUCCUUGUCUCAGAUGGAACACUCGUUCACAGGCAAUUUUAACUCUUCUAAAAAACCUUGGAGCUGACUUCUUUUGCCUUCAGGAAGUAGAUGAGUAUGAUUCCUUUUAUAAAAGAAAGUCUGAGGAACAUGGAUAUUCUAGUAUAUACGUUCAGAGAGGUGGACAGAGGCAUGAUGGGUGUGGAAUAUUUUAUAAGAACAACUGUGCAGAAUUACUUUCGAAGGAAACAAUAGAAUACAAUGAUCUUGUAGACUUGUUACAGGGUGAAACCUCCUUAUCUGCUAACAAGCAGAAUGAGACAAUGACCAAUACAAAUAAUGGUGCUGAUCCAAAGAAUGAUUCUUCUGUUAGGAGUAGUCCAGCGCAUCAUGGAGAUCCCAAUGAUCAACGUGUAAGAUUAAAACAAGAUUGUGUAGGAAUUAUGGCUGCCUUUAAACUCAAAGAUCCUUUUGAUCAUGUCAUUAUUCUGGCAACCACACAUCUUUAUUGGGAUCCAAAGUUAGCUGAUGUUAAGCUUGCCCAAGCCAAAUAUCUUUUAUCACGCUUAGCUCAGUUUAAAACAUUGGUAACAGACAAAUUUGAAUGUACUCCUUCAUUAAUUUUGUCUGGUGACUUCAAUUCAACUCCCAGAGAUAAGGUUUAUCAGUAUCUUAUUUCUGGCAACUCGUCAACAUCAUCAAUUGGAUGUUUGGAAGAACCUCCCCUUUCCUUGUGCAGUGUUCAUGCUUUCACAAGAGGAGAACCACCAUUUACAAACUGCACCCCGAACUUCACAAAUACGCUUGACUACAUUUUCUUUUCCCCAUCUGACUGCCUAAAACCUGUUAGUAUUCUCGAACUUCCAGUGUUGGAUUCGCCUGAUAUUACCGGUGGAUUGCCAAACUAUAGCCACCCGAGUGAUCAUCUGCCAAUAGGUGCUGAAUUUGAAAUUACUAAAGAUUAAAAUAUUCAAGUUUGAGUCUGCUGGGUCUUUUCUCACGGAGAAUGGAGAAAGAGAUAAAAGGGCCAGAGCAAGCUAAUAAAUCUCCCAAAGAUCUGUUUAGCAAAUAAUGUGUGGCUUUCCAAUUUAUUUGAUAGAAACAUUUGUCUUUUCAAGCCUGUAACAAGCUGACAAACAUCUAGACAUUUUCGGUUUUGGAACUCGUUAUUAGAGUGAAUGCAAUAUUUAUAAUAAUAUACUUGGCUAUUAAUAUCCCGUAGAUCUCUUGCAUGAUACUUUGGGGUUCAGGCUGGGGCUGUGAGGGGCAUCUAUUCUGAGUCUAUUUAAAGGGGGACUGGAUUAAAUUGUCCUAAGCAAAUCAAUUUUCAAUAGAGGCCAAAGGACGUACCACAUUCCUCGUGACAUGUUACUGUAUGUCUCUAGUUUUGAUUUGUUUGUCAUUUCCCAAACCUGUUAAAGUGAGAUAAAUCCCAGACAACCUGCAAACAUUCAUGCCAUGUCUUACAUGGAAUGUAAUUGCUGAUUAUACUUUGUAUUAGACCAUACA
Durio zibethinus is the source of this 1880-nucleotide messenger RNA. RefSeq names its product carbon catabolite repressor protein 4 homolog 4-like. NCBI's taxonomy places the organism in Eukaryota, Viridiplantae, Streptophyta, Magnoliopsida, Malvales, Malvaceae. The record is from RefSeq and is a predicted model, not a curated record. Gene Ontology annotation, molecular function: 3'-5'-RNA exonuclease activity.